Messenger RNA from Metarhizium brunneum ARSEF 3297, 2982 nucleotides. RefSeq names its product F-box/LRR-repeat protein 14 (gene FBXL14). Gene Ontology annotation, molecular function: protein binding; protein-containing complex binding. Lineage: Eukaryota; Fungi; Ascomycota; Sordariomycetes; Hypocreales; Clavicipitaceae. The record is from RefSeq and is a predicted model, not a curated record.
AUGCGACGAGGUCGCUCGCCGAGUUCGGGGUCACCUUAUCGGGCGCUAGCCCAUCACCAACAGGCCAAUUCGCCUUCGACAUCCACCAACCCAAGCUCUGUAAUCCGAUCUUUCGAUGUCGACAGUAACCCGGCUCGCCCGGUGCGGCCUUCGCCUUUGACGGCCUCCACCAUACGCGAUAUGCCCUUGGACCUUGUUGAACGAAUACGUUCGUUUCCCUUGUUCGUUUCUGCGCCUGGGGAGUUCCUUGUUGCUAUUGGUAAUCACCUCAAACCUCAGAUUAAUGGGCCCAACGACCAUAUAAUUACAGAAGGUGAUGACGCAAAGGCCAUGUACUGGUUGGUGCGCGGCGUGGUAGCUGUCACGUCCCGUGAUGGAGAGGCUGUCUAUGCUGAACUGAAGCCUGGCGCCUUCUUCGGUGAGAUCGGCGUUCUCAUGGACAUGCCACGCACCGCAACCAUCGUGGCACGCACAAAAUGUCUCUUGCUCGUCUUGAAGAAGGAAGACCUGCAACUCAUCAUGCCUAAGUUUCCAGAUAUGGAGAAGGCGAUUCGAGAAGAGGGCCAGGAGCGGCUCAACUUACUGAAGAAACAGCGACAGGAGCGCGGAGCCAGCCUGAAGACGCCCAAGGCCGACUUUGCUCCGCGUACGACUGUCCCUGGUGAAGUUUCAACUGGUGAGAGUGGGGCCAUCAAAGACGGUACAGUGAUCAACUCCAAGAAGCGCAAGUCACCGAGCCCUGGCAUCAUCGAGGAUCCUGCAGCUGGCAGCGCGAUUGCCAGUGGCUAUGUGAAUAUUCGAAAGACUCUGAAGGAGUUGCCUCUCUUUUCUACGUUACCACCCGAUAUCCUUCACUUCCUGGGUCUCAGUGUACAACCGAAGACGUACCAUCCGUUUACCGACAUAAUCUGCGAAGGCACCCCCGGCAAUGAAAUCUACUUCAUAGUGCAGGGAGAGGCCGAAGUAUUCCACGAGCAACGAAAAGAACAGGAUGCCUCCGAAGAGGCCACGAUAUCAAUACAGCACAGGCCACGAUUGAAAGCUGGGCAGUACUUUGGGGAAGUAGCAAGCCUAGGGCUGUCUCCUGGGCGGACGGCAACUGUACGGUCUAUUACAACGGUGGAAUGCCUCAUGGUCCCCGGUGAGGUAUUGGAGGAGUUGUGGCGGCGCUGCCCGCCUGGCAUCAAGUAUCAAGUUGAAAAGACGGCCAAGCUGCGACUAAAAACGCAGGACGAGGAUGUCGACAUGACGGGCCACGAUGGUAAAAUAAAGGCUCUCACUACGUCGAGUCCUUCAACACCAAGCACUCCCACUAGAGGCAUCUUGCCCAACCUUACCUUUUCCACGCCGUCGAGUCAAGGGUCACCAAGCAAAGAUGACUCUGAGAUUAUAGAGCUUAAAGACCCAGAUCCGUUCCUAAGUGUCAACAUGGAGAACUUGCGGAACCGGAGGCGCCAUUCGCUUGCACCGCCGACCCCUCAAGCAGAAAGCCUAGCAGCAGGUCGACAAAAUGGCUAUAGGCCGUCUAUCAUCGAUCUUACUCCAAUCAAAUUUAGCUCUAGCGAGACAUCUUCUGAGUCUGGGGUGCCGGCGAAACGAGCGAGAACAGCCACGAGUCGAUCUCUCUCCCCACCAGCCAUACCUCCUCUUUCAGACGAGAUUCUGGUGCGGAUAUUCAAGCACUUGGAUAUUCGCGAGCUGAUUCGCCUCCGAAUUGUGAGCAGCCAUUGGAGACAACUUCUGGCCACGUCCCCCGAAGUGUGUAAUGAUGUGGACCUAUCACAUUACAAUCGCCAUGUCACUGACCAUUCCAUCAUCCAUAUUUUGGCUCCUUUUAUUGGAAAUAGAGCCCUUUCUAUGGAUCUGAAUAAUUGUUUUCAUGUCACGGAUGAGGGAUUUACAAUCCUAUGGCGACAAUGCGGCAAGAAUAUCAAGAGGUGGCGAAUGAGAUCAGUGUGGGAUGUUUCAGCCCAUCAAAUUCUGGAAAUGAGUGAAAAUGCCAAACUGCUGGAAGAGGUGGAUUGGAGUAACUGUCGAAAGGUCGGAGACAACCUACUAGGCCGUGUGGUCGGAUGGGUAGUCCCAGAGUCUCCUACGGUGAAGAAGAACGUUGUCGUUUCAACCCCAACACAAAAAAGGCAACAACAAGAAGCGAAAGCAAAGCCACCAACUGCCAAUAACCCCCCUCCAGGAACCGUCAUCGGAUGCCCCAAGCUCAACAGACUGGAUCUUUCGUAUUGCAAACAUAUCACAGACCGGUCAAUGGCGCAUUUGGCUGCGCAUGCCUCUGAUCGCUUACGCUCAUUGACUCUUACUCGUUGCACAUCCAUCACAGACGUUGGUUUCCAGUCUUGGGCACAGUACAGAUUCGAAAAGCUUACCAGUUUGUGCCUGGCCGAUUGCACAUACUUAUCGGAUAAUGCAAUUGUGGCUCUUGUCAACGCGGCGAAGAAUUUGACGCACUUGGAUUUGUCGUUCUGCUGUGCGUUGUCAGACACUUCGACUGAGGUUGUUGCUCUGGGGCUUCCAUUGCUUCGUGAAUUGAGGAUGGCGUUCUGCGGUAGUGCUGUGAGUGAUGCGAGCUUGGAAAGUAUCGCUUUACAUCUCAAUGAGCUGGAGGGUUUAAGUGUUCGCGGGUGUGUGCGGGUCACUGGCAAGGGCUUGGAGAACAUUUUACGAGGCUGCACGCGUCUCAAGUGGACUGACGUGAGCCAGUGCCGCAAUCUUGAGCAUUGGCUCCGAGCCGGGAGUAUCGCCAAAUGGGGUUUCGACGAUAGAACCACAAAACCGGUGGUACCCACGGGACUCUGGGCUGCAGCAGCUCACGAAGGCAUCGGAGAAAUACCACCUCCAAAGACGAUGAGCGUAGCCAUGCUGACCACUCCGAGCUUCCUGCCUCGAUCUGGGUUGGGCUUUUUGGGCCGACGAGCAAGGCAGCCAGUGCGAUUUAUCAUUGAAAAAGGCGUUCAGGGACUUAGGUAG